Molecule: messenger RNA, 2136 nt
Organism: Penicillium cataractarum
Lineage: Eukaryota; Fungi; Ascomycota; Eurotiomycetes; Eurotiales; Aspergillaceae
Product: putative Melibiase subfamily
Exons: 1
Coding region: 1-2136 (711 amino acids)
Biological process (GO): carbohydrate catabolic process
Molecular function (GO): alpha-galactosidase activity
Source: RefSeq, a predicted model, not a curated record
AUGCGAGAUAUUCACUUCCAUACGGAUGCCGUGCAAGUCCAUCUGAUUGUCGAUGGCGAUGGUGUCGUUCGACUCAAGGAUCUUCUGCCGAAAGGAGCUACCCCCACCGAACCACUUUCUCGGCUCUCUAGUGAUCCCUAUCUUCCCCUCGUGGAGGUCAGGAUCGCCGGCGAGGGGAAUGGAACGGUGAAGUCCUCCAAGUCCCUGAUUGGUAGUAAGACGUCACGUCGACUCCAGUAUCAGUCGCACCAGGAAACUGAGGUCGCUGGCCAAAAGACACUCGAAGUGGUAGUUUGCGACUCUAUCACGAACCUCGAAGUUACCGUCUGCCUGUCGGCCUUCGUCGGCUUGCCGGUUAUCCGGAUGGUUUCGACAAUUGUCAACCGAUCCAGCUCGAAUGUGAUCGUGUCUCAGAUAUCUUCUGCAGUAAUCGGCGGCUUGACUGCUAGAUCCGAGUCAUGGGAGCGGGACUACGACCUUCUCUUUUCCAACAACUCAUGGUUUAGAGAGGCCCAGUGGACAACCCGAACUCUAGCCAGUGUCGGGCUCGGAGGCGCUGGUGUGAUGGAGUUGAACGAAGGUCACCACGGCACGCUUGCUCAGUUUUCUCUGUCUAACGCUGGAUCCUUCUCCACCGGUAGCUUCCUCCCCAUGGGACUUUUGUCGCGAAAGAAUCCCACCUCCCCGGAGACCUGGCUCUGGCAAGUUGAAUCCAACGGCUCAUGGAGGUGGGAGAUUGGCGACUACCAUGACAGCAUAUACCUCGCCGCUUCUGGUCCUACCGCGCGGAAUCACAGCUGGAGAGAAGAGCUUACACCCGGAGAAUCCUUCACGUCUGUGCCUGUCUCUGUCUGCCACGUUCUCGAUAGUACCCAGUCGGCCUUCGCGGCUCUUACCAGCUACCGACGCAAGAUCAGUAGGGACCACGAGGACAAUAGGAAGCUCCACGUCAUCUUCAAUGACUACAUGAACUGUCUCAUGGGAGACCCGACGGAGGGAAAACUCCUAGCCUUACUAGAACCAGUCUCGAAAUUGGGCGUUGAAUAUUUUGUCAUCGAUGCUGGCUGGUAUGCAGACGACUCAAACUGGUGGGACGACGUUGGAGAGUGGGAACCAUCUAAGAAGCGUUUUCCUUCGGGCUUCAAGGCGCUCUUGGAUGCCAUCCGGGCCAAGGGAAUCGUGCCUGGUGUAUGGGUAGAGCCCGAGGUCAUCGGCGUCCGGAACAAACUCGCCAGAGAAUUGCCGGACGAGUGCUUCUUCCACGAGUGCGGAGUCCGAGUCGAAGAGAGGGGUCGGUAUCACUUAGAUUACCGCCACUCUGUGGUUAGACAACGGAUGCACGAAGUAAUCCGGAAGUUAGUCGUGGACUACGGCGUGGGCUAUUUCAAGUUCGACUACAACAUUGAAGUCACCCAAGGAACAGACAUAGACGCAUUCAGUACGGGUAUGGGCCAGCUCGGUCACAACCGGGCGUAUAUCCUCUGGGUGAACGAGCUUUACGAUCGUUAUCCUGGCCUGGUCAUCGAGAGCUGUUCUAGCGGCGCCCAGCGCAUGGAUUAUGCCAUGCUGGCCACACACUCGCUACAGUCUACCAGUGACCAGCAAGACCCGGCGCUCUACUGCGCCAUCUCCGCUGCCGUCCCGACUGCCGUUACUCCGGAGCAGAGUGGCAGCUGGUCGUAUCCCCAGCCGGAGUACGAUGAUGAACUGAAUGCCCUGACGCUUGUCAACAGCAUGCUCGGAAGGAUGUACCUCAGCGGCAACAUACCAGGACUGAACCACCAUCAGCUGGAGCUGAUUGCCGAGUCUAUUCGGGUGUAUAAAUCCUAUCGUGAUGAACUCCCGCGUGCUCAGGCCUUUUGGCCCUUGGGCCUUCCUGGAUGGGACGACGAAUGGCUUUCACUCGGCAUGGUUUCGGAGGAUGGUUCCUCCAGGUACCUGGCAGUCUGGCGUCGCCGCGGCCCUGAGAGCUUUAGAAUACCCAUUCUAGACCUGAAGGGGAGAUCAAGCAGGGUGGCGCUUCUAUUCCCUCGUAGUGGCUCUGUGGACACUAAGUGGUGCUCCGAUGACGGUGUUUUGGACGUCACGCUUCCAAAGACCAUGUGUGCACGACUCUUCCGCAUCACAGAGGCGUGA